Messenger RNA from Spea bombifrons (plains spadefoot toad), 1106 nucleotides. RefSeq names its product harbinger transposase derived 1 (gene HARBI1). NCBI's taxonomy places the organism in Eukaryota, Metazoa, Chordata, Amphibia, Anura, Pelobatidae. The transcript has 2 exons. The record is from RefSeq and is a predicted model, not a curated record. The coding region runs from base 16 to 1059 and encodes 347 amino acids.
GAGUCAGAGACAUCUAUGGCCAUUCCCAUUACAAUUCUGCACUGUGACCUACUGCUCUAUGGACGUGAGCACCGAAACCUUGAUCGUUGUCGACUGGAAGAUGUCACAGAUGAGUACUUGGUCUCGACGUACGGCUUCCCCCGGGCAUUCAUUGAUUACCUUGUUGAACUCUUGGGAAGUAACCUGUCCCGACCCACUCAACGUUCACGAGCCAUAAGCCCGGAAACCCAGAUUUUGGCAGCACUCGGAUUCUAUACGUCUGGCUCCUUCCAAACACACAUGGGUGACACCAUUGGAAUAAGUCAAGCUUCCAUGAGCCGUUGUGUCACCAAUGUCACGGAAGCUCUGGUGGAGAGGGCUUCCCAGUUUAUUCUGUUCCCCAGGGAAGACGGGUCCAUCCAGCGGCUGAAGGAUGAGUUCUACAGCGUUGCUGGAGUUCCUGGAGUUUUGGGGGUAGUUGAUUGUACCAAUGUGACAAUUAAAGCGCCUAAUGCAGAAGAUAUGUCAUACGUGAACCGACGAGGCCUGCACUCUUUAAAUUGCCUUCUUGCAUGUGAUGCUCGGGGGGUUCUGCUCUGGGUUGAAACCCACAGGCCUGGAAGUAUACAAGAUGAUGCUGUGCUCCAUCAGUCUGAACUCUGCUACCUCUUUGAGACAGAAUUGCAUAAAGAGGGCUGGUUGCUAGCGGACAGUGCUUUCCAGCAGCAGCCAUGGCUGAUGACACCAGUGCAGAUACCUGGAAGUCCCCCUGAUUAUCGUUACAACAUGGCACAUACGGCCACACACUGUGUCAUGGAACGCACACAGCAAGCUCUUAAACGCCGCUUUCGCUGUUUGGAUGGUUCUAAAGCCACUCUCCAGUACUCGCCAGAAAAAGCGUCUCAGAUCAUACAGGCUUGCUGUGUGCUGCACAACAUUGCUCUGCAGCAUGGCUUAGACAUCUGGAGUGAUUCUGGAACAGCUGGACUGGAGCAGGAGGAGGAAUAUGCCUGUGUGGAAUCGUUAGAGUCAGAAGCUUAUCGUGUGCGACAGGAGAUCAUUCUUACCCAUUUUAGCUGAUGCUGCAAUGUAAAGUUGUAUUCAAAUAAAGAUGCACUUGUUUCUUC